AUGCGGUGGGACAAGAAAGAGCUGGAUGAAUUGGUGCCUUUUAUCAAAAAGCACAAAAAUGGGAUGAAUUCUAUUUCAUGGAACCAGAUAGCCUUGCUCUGGGCACAGCGCUUUGGAAAAAAACGUUCUGUUGAGUCCAUACGUGGCAAGUAUAACCAACAGAAUUGGGGAUGGGUUCCAAAGGAGUCUAGAGCUAGGGUUUUAUCCACAGGCCAUAUUUCUAAAAUAAAGGGUGGUCGCCGAAAUUAUAGCUUUGAACACACUUACCCAGAACCAGCUGCUGUUACCAUUGACAGCAGAGACCCAGCGAUUAGCGAUCUUGUGACUAAAGUUAAAGGGAUGCUGCUAGAUGUGCUUGAAACUCUUGAGAACAGAUGA
This is a messenger RNA of Monascus purpureus, 378 nucleotides long. The record is from the annotation of a GenBank genome assembly. Lineage: Eukaryota; Fungi; Ascomycota; Eurotiomycetes; Eurotiales; Aspergillaceae.